Messenger RNA from Astyanax mexicanus (Mexican tetra), 4870 nucleotides. RefSeq names its product cysteine-serine-rich nuclear protein 3 (gene csrnp3). Bases 397 to 2229 code for a protein of 610 amino acids. Gene Ontology annotation, molecular function: sequence-specific DNA binding; DNA-binding transcription factor activity, RNA polymerase II-specific. The record is from RefSeq and is a predicted model, not a curated record. NCBI's taxonomy places the organism in Eukaryota, Metazoa, Chordata, Actinopteri, Characiformes, Acestrorhamphidae. Gene Ontology annotation, cellular component: nucleus. Gene Ontology annotation, biological process: regulation of transcription by RNA polymerase II. The transcript has 6 exons.
UGUGAUUGGUCAGGCUGAGGCACGUGUGCGGUGCAGCUGUCCGCGUACCGUGCUCCAUUGUUUCCCAUCGGCCGGAAGCGGUGCUGCUGCUGCCUGUGCUGCUGCUGCCUGUGCUGUUCUCCAGCCGCUUUCCAGGCGCCGCUCCGCAGGUCUUCAUCCUUGCACUGCUCUACAACCACAGCACAAUAGAGCACAGCACAGCAGCGCCCAUACAGACCCGCACUGCCUGCAUGAUAUGCCAUUCAGCACAUCCAGCACAGCUCGCAUGAAUAAGACAAAGCACGCUGUCUGCACCCUCGCUGCUGUCAGGCUGCUCGGAGAUGGAGCAGAAUGAAUGAAAUUUGAAGCAAGUCAUUCUACAUUUAAGACACACACAGGUGUGGUUUGCUGGCAGCCAUGAGUGGAAUACUGAAGAGGAAGUUUGAGGAGGUGGAGGGGGCGUCUCCAUGCUCGUCGCUAAGGGAGUCCGAGGAGGAAGAGAUAUCGAGCAGCGAGAGUGGAGACAGCAGUGACAGCGUCAACCCCUCGGCCUCUCGCUUCACACCGUCCUCCAUCCUGAAGCGAGAAAAGCGGAUGAGAACUCGCCGGGUGCAUUUCGAGAAAGUGACCGUGUACUAUUUCAGCCGGCGGCAGGGCUUCACCAGCGUUCCCAGCCAGGGGGGCAGCACCCUGGGCAUGUCCAGCAGACACAGCUCUAUCCGGCAGUACACACUGGGCGAGUUUGCCAACGAGCAGGAGCGCAUACACAGGGACAUGCUGAGAGACCACCUGAAAGAGGAGAAACUCAACUCCAUCAAACUCAGGCUGACUAAAAAUGGUUCUGUGGAAUCAGAAGAAGCCAAUGCUCUCACACUAGAUGACAUCUCAGAUGAUGACCUGGACCUGGACAACACCGAAGUGGACGAGUACUUCUUCCUCCAGCCACUGACCACCAAGAAGCGCAGAGCCCUGCUGCGCUCGUCUGGAGUCAAGAAGAUCGAUGUGGAGGAGAAGCAUGAGCUGAGGGCCAUCCGAGUGUCCAGAGAGGAUUGCGGCUGUGACUGCAGACUUUUCUGUGACCCAGAGACCUGCGCCUGCAGCCUGGCAGGCAUCAAGUGUCAGGUGGACCGCAUGUCUUUCCCCUGUGGCUGCACUAAAGAGGGCUGCAGUAACGCAGCCGGCCGGAUCGAGUUCAACCCCAUCCGCGUGCGCACGCACUUCCUACACACCAUCAUGAAGCUGGAGCUGGAGAAGAGCCGGGAGCAGCAGCAAAGCUCCGCCCCUGCCACCGCUGCCAGCGGGUAUCACAGCGACACCAACGGCCACUGCAGCCCACUGGCAUCCGGCCAGCAUGCCCUGGAAUACUCUCUGUCCGAUCCAGUCCAGCAGAGCGCCAUCAUGCACCUACAAGCUGUAGACCACAUGGACGAGGCCCUGGAAGAAGAAGAGGAGGAGGAGGAAGAGGAGGAGGAAGAAGAAGAGGAAGAUGAUGAUGAAAACGAAGAUGAAGAAGACGAGGAGGAUGAGAGCAGCAGUCUGUGCAGUCUGUCAGACUCGAGCACGCAGAGCCUGGCCAACAGCGACUCUGAGGAGGAGGAAGAUGACGACGUUGACAAUGAUGAAGACAAAGCCGAGGAGUUUGAGGAUGGGCUGAGUGCUGUUCCUGUGUCACAUGGCGACGUAGUUCCUGCAUCUUCUGUGAUGUGCUACUCUGAGAACGCAGUCUCGCAGGAGAACCAGGCCAACGGAAACUCGUACUUCAUCAACUCCUCGGCUGAGUAUUAUCAGAUGGAGAACACAGCGGCUUCAGUUCUAGCUGCUGCCAGCCAGGCCAGCGAGAGCUAUGGAGGAGAUGCCACGUCAUACCAAGACAGGGUUAACAACUCUAAUGGAGUGAUGGCACAGGGACCCUUUAGCAUGAGCACCGAGCAUUACACUGACUACUCCCAGCCACCCGAGGACCAAUACGCCAAUCACCAUUUCACUCUCACUAACGGAUCCUCGGCCGUGAUUGGCUGCUGCGACCCGGAGCAGGACCACAGCGUCCCGUCAAAAGGGAACUUCCACAGCCAGUCAGGAGAGCUGAGUCAGAUGGAGUUCCAGAACUAUCUGAACAAUAACACGCAGGAUGGCUACACGACGAACGGGAACUGUUUUGUGGUAGAGCAGCCAAAGGAGGUUCCCUCAUUAGCAGACGCCACGAAAGGCCCGCCAAUGCUGGAGCCUUUUGCAGAGCCCACGCCAGUUUAGAUACCUACACCACCCACACGCAGGAGAAGAAGAAGAAGAAGAAGAAAUACAUCUUAUAUGGUUUCACUGGUAAGGUACUAGUGACGUAUUUGGUUCAGAUACCACACAGACUGGAAGAAUGGCCUUUGUUCCUUCACUCGAAGGAGUUUCAUUUAAACACAUUGACUCACUCAUGUGAAAGCAAGAUGGAAGGAUUCAUACAUAUGUAUUUUUCAAUAAGCCAGAAAAAAAAAAAUCAGUGAUUUAAAGUGCAAAUGAAGAGCAGAAGACAUAAACCGUAAGCUUUAGGCUUGUGCAAUGUAUCUUGUAUUUCAGAAGUAAAAGUUCUAGUUUUGAGCUGAUAUUGUGGAUAGAACUUUUCUAUGUCUGUGUGUCAGUGGUUCAAAAAAAAAACAUUGCUGUUCAUUAAUAUGUUCGGAGAAAUGUGUAUACUUAAUCGUUUUGAUAAAAAAAGCAUGUUAUUUUGUAGCUUUCGUUGCCAAUUUAUGGUUUUUGUAAGAAUUUGCAUUGAUGUACUGUAAAAAAAAAAAAAAAGACAGUUGAGUUCUCGUUGUUACAUAUAUAUAUCAUGCUUUUAAAGCAUUCGUAAAAGCAUGAAGCCCGCUCUUGAAAUGUUUGCUGUUUUUGCCUUUUGAUUCCAAUACCAAAAUCACAAGAUUUAAGUUGUGAAUAUAGUACAUUUCAUGGAAAUGAUGCACUUUUCCAGGGGGCUGAUGCCACACUGAAUGGCGGACAGUGUUUUGCAGAGCACUGACGAGGUGGACUUAUUCUCUUACUGUACCAUUAUUUAAUGCUCAUCACAACAUUCAGGUUCUGAAGUGUGAGAGAGAGAAGAGUUCUUCAUUUCAGCAUUUCCAGCUAUUAUCUUUGGGGCUAUACAGGGACAUGAUGAAAUGCACUUUGAAAAGCAUUGAGUUACUUGUUACGAGGCAUUGCGUAUCUUUGAAAUUAAAUUAUGAAAUAUAGCAGUGUGUAAAUGAUUAAACUGUGAAAUCUAUGGAAACAAAGAGUAAAAUACACUAAUAGAAGUGAUAUUUCUAAUAUUAGAUUUGUAGCGAGGUUUUUUUUUUUAUCAGAACUGAUACUGAGAAGGAGCAGAGGUCUAGUGAGGAGCUCUGAUUUCCUGUGCAGAACAUUUAUAAUAAGAAAUGUAUGGCAGCAUAAAAUAGUUUCCCUUUUUAAAAUGUUAAUAUGAACUGCAGAUUAAGGAAUGCUGGAAGAUCUGAUAAAGAGACAUUCAAUUUGAUAGUAUUUAUAUAAUAAAUUGACUUAUCUGAUCACUUAAUAUCUAAAGACUAAUUUUGAUAAUAAUUCCAGUCUAUAUAUGAGCAAAUUAAUGUUGAAGGAUAAUUAGUUUGUCAAGUGCAAUACUGUACUAAAAUGGGUAAUCUACAAGCAACGGCUGUGUUCAUUUCCAAAGGGUAUUUUACCAGAGGUCAGUCCUUCACUCGCUGGGUAUGAACCUCAUUGUUCAUUUACUGAUACAUCUUGAAAUUAAGUCUUAUUUAACGCACAAAUCUUGUGGCUUUCUUUAUAGUGUUUAGAGGAUGUGUAGGCUGUUUUCUGAUUUUCAGGUUGGUUCUCAAACGAAAAAAAAAAAAAAGCAUAAGGAUUGGACAAUCAUAUUCCUGUAGUGAUUUUGCCAGUGUGCAGGAGAAACACUGUCCUGACCUCAAGAAGUAUAUAGAAACACAGGCUGCAUCCAAACCUACAUACUGUUACCUGCUUCUCUAAUGCAGUGUUUAUUAACCCUGGAGCCGGAGACCCACUGUCCUACACAUUUUAGUGCUUUUUCUGCUUUAACACACCCACUUUAACUCAACAGUAGGCUGUUAAUCAGCUUAUUAGUGGCUGAUUCGAUAGGACCAGGUGUUAGUCUGGGAGAAAGCAGAGAAAGCAUUAAAAAAAAGGUACAGGACAGCAGUUCAUUCAGGACCAGGUUUGAGAAAUAAAUGCACCAAUGAACACACUGCUUAUGCUGGUGUGCUCUUAUCAUUUUUAACAUAUUAGACUGCUAGGCUAUGGGAGAACAGGUAUGUGGUUUUGGACGCAGCCAUGAUCCUUUCACAGGAAAUAAGGCCAUAAAUGGGUUAACUAUCUUCUACAACAAAGCAGGCUAGCUAAAUCAUUGAACAAACGAAGGGAAGUAUUGAAAGUUCCUAGAAGAGGAUAGUUUGGAAGGUCAACUGGAACAUUGCCUUUGCUGUGGCUCACAGAAGCAAAAGUGAAUGCCUUUAAUUUUCAGUCACAAUCGACUCUGCCUUUUCUCUGAACAGGAAAACGUGGAGUCGCGUCAUAAGCUAAAGUCCUUACACUUCAGUUUUGCCUUGAAGAUAAUGUCACAAUGUUUCUACAGUCUGUGUAUUUUUUUUUAUGUUUUCUUCAUUUACCUCUUUUAACUUACUGACAGUGCUCAUAUAACCUCAUCUCUGGUGGAGUAGAAAAGAUGUACAGCCUGAACUGGGCUAGCAGUGCUAAAGCUAAAGCUGUGAGAACAGGCAGCACCAGCUACUGCAGCCCAGUUAGCAUCCCCGGGACAUUCUGUUUGCAGUAUUUAUUAUGAAUGAUCUAUUGAAAUGUGUAUUUAUUGUGGUUUCCUGAAACAGUAGCUAUGUAUUGAAUAAAACCUUUCUUUGCUAAA